Pseudogymnoascus verrucosus is the source of this 1215-nucleotide messenger RNA. RefSeq lists its product as uncharacterized. Gene Ontology annotation, cellular component: peroxisome; mitochondrion. The transcript has 3 exons. NCBI's taxonomy places the organism in Eukaryota, Fungi, Ascomycota, Leotiomycetes, Thelebolales, Thelebolaceae. The record is from RefSeq and is a predicted model, not a curated record. Gene Ontology annotation, biological process: glutathione metabolic process. Gene Ontology annotation, molecular function: glutathione peroxidase activity; glutathione transferase activity. The coding region runs from base 389 to 1057 and encodes 222 amino acids.
CUUAAUCACGUGGGUUUACCUGGGGUUCGCAGCGUCGCGGUUGGAGAAAAAAAGCGGAACGGUUCAACACCAGAAAACGCGCCAAGUACCAUGCCGCUUUUUGUGCAAGCGCGUAGUGGGCUUAGCAUUCCGCAGGUAGUCCCCAGAAUUGCGGGGAAGUUUCCUAGCUAUGAUUAGUAUUCAAAAGCGAGUCGUGCCUCGGUCAAGGUCGGACCGCCUCACACCAAGAUCGUGCUUCAGCAGCCAACCAACGCACCGACGACCUUUUAAAGCUGCUUGUUCUUAAAGUAGAGGAUAUUCGUUUUCUUGCGUGAUUUGGUUGAUAUCAUAAGCCGUUAAUAAUCAGAGGAACUUAACCAUACAACAUACCAACGACAUAUUCGCAGAAAUGUCACGAGCAAAUGGCGGAACGUUGAGUAUCUAUGUGGAUUGUGUAUCUCCAUAUUCUUGGUUUGGAUAUACCAACAUCGUCCGUUAUCGCCCUCUGCUUAACGCCCAUAAUGUCGACGUCGAUACAAUCCCCUUCUUUCUUGGCGCAGCGCGCAUGAAUGCUGGAAACCCCUUUGCGCCAACUCCUAAAUUCAGAGAAGAAUUCUCAGCGCAAGAUUUUGAGACGACCGGACGCUUAUUGGGACUGAAAGUUGUGCAGCCGAAAGUCUUCCCUAUCAAUUCCAUCUUCGCCGUUCGUGUUGCCACCUGGGUUAAAGAUAAUUACCCCCAGGACAAGCUUGAUGCAACGUUCUUAGCUCUAGCCUCGGGCUACUGGAGCAAAGGAAUCAAUGUCUCCUCGGCCGAGGGCAUCGCUGAAGCGCUUGAUGGUAUAUUUCCUCCCGCGGAGUUACAGAAGAUCCUAGAGAAUGCUGUGACGCCAGAAAAUAAGAAGAGGGUUAUUGACCAAACAAUGGGGGCGGGUGCUUUUGGCGCACCUUGGAUAGUGGCGGUGAAUAGCAAUGGGGAAAAGAAGUCUUGGUUUGGAAAUGAUAGGUGGGAUCAGGUGUUUGCGCAUCUCAAUGUGCCUUAUAUGCCUGUGUCAAUUAUUCCCCCAAGCAAACUAUAGUUUGAUAUGGGUAGAGCAAAGCCUACAUAGACUUUGGUUUCAGAGCUCAUAGGUAUCGUGGCCACUGAACUGGCUAUGUCAUGGAAGUUAUACUUCGUUGUUAUGUACAUAGAGUCUACAUUAAGCGCCAUUGAGAACAGAUAGCAAAGAAGACAGUG